AUGGCUCGAGCAAGAGCUGAUACCGGGAAUUUUCCCAAAGAGCCUCACUCUGUAUCGCUGAAGGGUAGGCUUUCACGUCCGUCCCUAGCGCAGCAACAUCCUUUGCCACGGGAAAGCGACACCAAGAUACCUCACACAGCAUCGCUGGCGUAUCCGUCCAAGAAUGCGGACCAAGAUUUCAUACUAUCCAGCAAUCUGGGCUUACCGCCUUCGUUCGGAUCCGCCCACGUGGGAGAAACAUUCUCUUGCGCAUUAUGUGCCAAUAAUGAGCUUUUGCCAGGGAAGACAUUCAGAACAGUCUCAGGCACCAGGAUCCUAGCAGAAAUGCAGACUCCAUCUCAGUCAGUGGCUUUAGAUCUCCAUCGUGCUGACACCGAUGACAAAGAUCAAACUGGGCCCGGUAACGCUUUGCAGAGAAUUAUCCGAUUCGACCUGAAAGAAGAAGGCAACCAUAUUCUGGCCGUUAAUGUCACAUAUACAGAAACCACAUCAGGUGAUGGCCAAGCUACCAGCGGCCGCGUCCGAUCUUUUCGAAAACUGUACCAAUUUCUCGCCCAGCCUUGUUUGAGUGUGCGGACUAAAGCGACAGAACUGGCGGCCGUUGAAAUUCCCGACAAGAGUUACGGUCCAUAUGGUAGAGCCACGUUGGUCCGAUACGUGUUGGAGGCUCAACUGGAAAAUGUCUCAGAUGCCGCAAUUGUGCUUGAAGAGGCAAGGCUACAACCAAAGGCGCCGUUCAAGUCCACUUCGCUUAACUGGGAUGCCGAAAAAGAUAACGGCAUUGCCUCAGAGAGUCCUGUCCUCAACCCUCGCGAUGUAGCUCAAGUGGCAUUUCUUGUUGAGCAGGAGCAAGGUGUUUCAGAAGGCCUGGAGGGCCUAAAAAACAGCAUGAGGCGGGAUGGGAGAGCGGUCCUUGGUCAGCUUGCGAUUCAAUGGCGUACUUCUAUGGGCGAACGAGGCUCUCUCAGUACAGGAAAUCUAUUGACACGGCGUAGAGCACCCUAG
Molecule: messenger RNA, 1005 nt
Organism: Rhinocladiella mackenziei CBS 650.93
Lineage: Eukaryota; Fungi; Ascomycota; Eurotiomycetes; Chaetothyriales; Herpotrichiellaceae
Exons: 2
Coding region: 1-1005 (334 amino acids)
Cellular component (GO): TRAPPIII protein complex
Source: RefSeq, a predicted model, not a curated record